Messenger RNA from Dryobates pubescens (Downy woodpecker), 1440 nucleotides. Its product is annotated as gastrula zinc finger protein XlCGF26.1-like. The transcript has a single exon. Gene Ontology annotation, cellular component: nucleus. NCBI's taxonomy places the organism in Eukaryota, Metazoa, Chordata, Aves, Piciformes, Picidae. The coding region runs from base 1 to 1440 and encodes 479 amino acids. The record is from RefSeq and is a predicted model, not a curated record.
AUGACCUCACGGAAGGACCCAGACAAGAGCUGGGAGGAGAAGCAGCACCCAGAGAUCAAGUUGGAGCAGUCAAAGUUCAGCCUGAAGGGAGAGGAGGAGGAAGAGGAAAAAGAGGACAAGAUGGAGGAUGAUGCUGAGAAGAAUGAUGACUAUGAAGAGGAGGAUAAUGAUGAUGAUGAAGGUGACCAGGAUGAGGGGGAGGAAUGUAUGGAGGAGGAUGAAGUCAGAGCAGGUCCCUCAGUGUCACCGAAACAGCUGAGUCAGUGCCUUGAGUGUGGGCAGAGCUUCCCACCUGGCUCAGAGCCAGUGAAGCACCACUGCCCGCAGCCUGGCUCCCGGCCCUUCGUCUGUGGUGACUGUGGCAAGAGGUUCAGCUGGAACUCAAACCUCAUCCGGCACCGCCGCACCCACACUGGAGAGAAACCAUUCACCUGUGCUGCCUGCAGCCAGAGCUUCACCCAGCGCUCCAAUCUCAUCCGGCACUGCCGCACCCACACUGGAGAGAAACCAUUCACCUGUGCUGACUGCGGCCAGAGCUUCACCCAGCGCGGCCAUCUCACCCAGCACUGCCUCACCCACACUGGAGAGAGGCCCUUCUCUUGUGACAGCUGUGGCAAGCGCUUCAGGCACAUGGCUCAUCUUAGGCAACACCACCUCACCCACACCAAUGAGAAGUCCUUCACCUGCAGAGACUGCGGCAAGAGCUUCAACCACAGCUCCACUCUCACCAUCCAUCGCCGCAUCCACACCGGAGAGCAUCUGUUCCCCUGUGCUGAGUGCGGCAAGAGCUUCACCACGAGCACUCGACUCAUCCGGCACCAACUCAUCCACAGCGCUGAGAAGCCCUACAGCUGUGCCGACUGUGGCAAGAGAUUCACCCAGAAGGUACAGCUCACAGAGCACCGUCGUGUGCACACUGGCGAGUCAUUCAGCUGUGCUGAGUGCGGCAAGGCCUUCAGCCAUAGGGGCACUCUCAUUCACCACCGCCGCACCCACACUGGUGAGAAACCUUUCACCUGUUCUGCCUGUGGCAAGAGUUUCAGCCGCAGGAGCCAUCUCAUUCGCCACUGCUGCACCCACACCGGUGAGAGACCGUUUACCUGUGCUGACUGUGGCAAGAGGUUCAGCCGCAGGGGCAAUCUCAUUGCUCACCGCCGCACCCAUACUGGUGAGAAACAUUUCACUUGUGCUGACUGUGGGAAGAGCUUCAGCCGCAGUGACCAUCUCAUUGGUCACCGCCGCACCCACACAGGUGAGAAGCCGUUCACCUGUGCUGACUGUGGCAAGAGCUUCAGCCGCAGGGACACUCUCAUUGUUCACCGCCGCACCCACACCGGUGAGAAACCGUACACCUGUGCUGACUGUGGGAAGAGCUUCACCCAGACGGUAACCCUCAACAAGCACCGCUGCACCCACACCAGAGAGCAGCCUGCACUGUAG